AUAAGCAAAAAGGCGAUGGGAGUCUGUCUUCCUUAUAAUUUCAUAAACGGUCCAAAUCGUCAAACUGUGUGUGUUCUAUUAGAUCUAAAAGAAUGCCAAAGAUCUCCAUUUUCAUUUACCUUACUUUAGCUUUUCUCUUCCUCUUGCUCAUCUCUCGCAACCCUUCCAAGCCCUCUAACCGACGUCACCGCCGCCUCAAGCUCCGUUCCACUUUCAACUUCUCCGACCCCUACCACCACCACCACCAGGACCCCAUCGUUUUUGACCCUCUCGUUGCUGACAUCGAGCGCCGCCGCGAAGACAAGCAAUGGGAGAAGCACUACUUUGAGCAAGCCCAUCCUGAAAUCGUUAACCAUGCUGACCACCAUGACUCCGCUCCUGCCCACGAGGCCCAACCUGAGUGGGAGGAUUUCCUGGAUGCCGAGGAUUACUUGAACGACGAAGAGAAAUUCAAUGUCACCAAUAGGUUAUUACUGCUUUUUCCGAAAAUUGAUGUGGACCCAGUUGAUGGCUAUGUGAGCGUGCAUGAAUUGACUGAGUGGAACUUGAAUCAAGCGGAGAGGGAAGUCGUGCAUAGGACUCAAAGGGAGUUGGAUGUUCAUGACAAAAAUCACGACGGAUUCAUAUCUUUUGCAGAGUAUGAGCCUCCCAGUUGGGUUCAAAAUUCAGAUAAAAAUUCUUUUGGCUAUGAUAUGGGCUGGUGGAGAGAAGAACAUUUUAAUGCAUCAGAUACAGAUGGAGAUGGUCUUUUGAAUGUAACAGAGUUCAAUGACUUUCUGCAUCCAGCUGACAGCAAAAACCCAAAGCUGCUUCAAUGGUUGUGCAAGGAGGAAGUAAGGGAAAGAGAUUCAGACAAAGAUGGGAAGGUUAGUUUUAAAGAAUUCUUCCAUGGACUAUUUGACUUGGUGAGGAAUUAUGAUGAAGAAAGUCAUAGUUCUUCACAUCUCUCUGAUGAUUCAACGGAGGCCCCAGCUAAGACAUUAUUUGCUCAGCUAGACAAAGAUGGUGACAGAUAUUUGUCUGACACUGAGUUACUGCCCAUAAUUGGAAAGCUUCAUCCUUCAGAGCAUUACUAUGCAAAACAACAAGCUGAUUACAUCAUAUCACAGGCUGAUACAGAUAAAGAUGGGCGCCUAUCCUUGAUGGAGAUGAUUGAGAACCCAUAUGUAUUUUACAGUGCUGUUUUCAAUGAUGAAGAAGAUGACGAUUAUGAUUUCCAUGAUGAAUUCCGUUAAUUUAAACUAUGGGCUACCAAGAAAAGAAAACGGGCUGUUCUGAAAUUAUAUCUUAGCAGGAAUUUUGUGCAUUAUAGAGUUAGCAAUCAGAAAGAAGGUUACAAACUUAAGAGAGGAGAAAAAAGAGUAAAUCUGGUAAGCUGACCUGCUGUCGAUGAUUUUAUUCAUUAGAAAUAAUUGUCCAAUGACGGUAGCACGGCUCAAUUUGUAUCUUCUUUUUAUUGUUAUUAUUAUUAUUAUAUAUAUCAGAUUAUGGUGCUCUGAUCAUUCUGUGUUGCAAAUUCCCGCAACAGAUGGUAGUUGGAAUAUCAAUUAUGGCAUAAUGUUUUUCUUAAAGUUAAGAUGGUUUUGUAAUUUUUGGUUUUUAGAUGUUGAACGUUUCCGACUCUUGAUUGUUGAUGUACGUUGCGCUGAUCAAUGAUUUAUAUAUUUAUAUGUUUUUUUUGAAUAAA
Molecule: messenger RNA, 1687 nt
Organism: Manihot esculenta (cassava)
Lineage: Eukaryota; Viridiplantae; Streptophyta; Magnoliopsida; Malpighiales; Euphorbiaceae
Product: calumenin-B
Exons: 8
Coding region: 93-1235 (380 amino acids)
Cellular component (GO): endoplasmic reticulum
Molecular function (GO): calcium ion binding
Source: RefSeq, a predicted model, not a curated record